AUGGCAUCUCCUCAAGCGGCAGACUACCUAUCAUUCACAUCAGCCAACGCCUUGAUAUCGGACCUACGCCCAACAACCUUAUCCCUUCCCGCUCUUCAGGCGCUCAAUGCGUUCCUCGAUGAGAUACUCAUAUCGCUCAUAACCUCGGCGGAAUCGAUCAACCCAUCUGAUCUGAGGAAGGAGGGUGUUCCAAGUGUAUUUACAGGCGAUAAUAAGGCUACACAGGGAGGGGAAAGCACGAAUGUACGAGCAUUGGGUAGAUCAGCUGUAGCUGAGGCGGAGGUGGAAUUGAGAAGCUGGCUGGAAGGUAGGAGACAAGGGAAGGGUUUUGAGCCUGAUGGUCAAGGUAAUGGAAUGAGGAACGGUAGAUCGUUGAAUGUGGAAAAGGCUGUUGAUCUUCUAAGGUCAAAAUGCGUCUCUUACUCUACGAUGGCUUCACAACAGAAUGCAGACGAGGCGGCGGAAGAGGAGAUACUCUCGCAGUGGCAAAAGGCAGGCGGCGAUCCUUCGGAAGAUACGGUCGAACCUGCUGCUUUGUGGAUGACAGCUAUCAUCGAACACAUAUGCGAACAUGUACUAUCCCAACUUGCAAGCGUGGUAGCUAGAGAUUCGGAGAUAGUGGUUGCCGGACCUCAGGAGCUAUAUACAGCGUUAUGCGAGGAUGAGAGUGUAUGGGGAUUGUUCAAAAAAAUGAAAGUCAAGGACCAACUGGAAACAACUAUCCGUGCUGGCUCACGACACAAGAGGUCCAAUCCUUCGCGGCCUGGAACGAGCCAUUCAGCCGGCGGUCGAGCUUCACCAUUAGCAUCUGGAUCACCUCAUGCGUCCAAGAUCUCUUUGGGACAUCAACGAGAGGGCUCGUUCGAAGCAAGUCGAAAUGUCACAUCCGCCCAGUCGAAUCAUGAUUCUCGUUCGUCUGUCGAUACCAACUGGUAUGGUGGAAUAGCAGGAGGAGUGAUGCGAAAAGGAUCACAACUCAGUAAGAAAUCAUCCAACUCGCCUGGGAAACACCAUUUGCUCCGUGCACAGGGUCACGAGAGGUCAGGCAGUGUCUUAAGUGAGAAUACCCGAUCGAUGCUUGGCGCUUUCCAUGAUUCAUACCAUGACCAUGAGGGAUUGAAUGGAGACGAUGAGCAGUCAAUUCAAGAGGCACAAGAGGAGUUUGAUGCGUUGGUGAGAAGUGGUGAGACGAUGAAAGUUAGCUUGACACCAAGUCGACUUAAAAAUUUCGAUGGGAACCCGAAUCGUCGUCGAGCGACUGACUCUCCUAAUCAAUCCAUAUCCGCUAAGUCAACUAGAUCGGAAAACAUAUCUCCUGCUCAAUUCCCUACGCCACUUUCCACUCAACCUCGAGCUACAGCUACUGAUAAUGCCAAUCGAGCACCGUCUGCUCAUUCCUCACCGAUCCAACAAUCCUCUUCCCUUCUGUCCGGCAGACCCCGUGCUAAUUCGGCUCAACUCAGAAUGCAGGCACGAGCUGCGUCUACGAUGGAAGAAAAGGUCGGUGAAGAAGAUGCAUCAGCAUUUGUCGGUCGGCCUGGAGCCAAAAAGGAGAGUUUGAUGGAAUUGCUUGCCUCGGAAGGUGCAUAUGAACCUACUAGUCCUACGAAGAAAGGAGGAUUGAGCUCACCUGGUCAAGAGAAGCUCAAGAGGACUGUACCGGCCGUUGUGUUAGGCACACCGCCGCCACCCGCACCAACGUCGACUUUCCCUUCUCCUAGCAAAAAAGACGAUCCUCGAGCUACGCAACCAUCAGAUGUCACUGCCGGUUCUUCACCGUCGAAUUAUUCCCAAUCGCAAAUCGCUUCACCCCAAAGCUUACCUCAAACCGACUUUUCACCUCAACCAACUCUGACCAGGUCCCAAUACUCCUCGUCUACCCUGAAUCGACCUAAUGGUCGAUCUCAUGAAGCGUUGAACAGAGACGAAGAAGGGGAAGAUGAUUAUGCUUUUCCCGGACAAAGGAAAGCAAAGAAGAAGACCGAAGCUCAGGAAUUAGCUGAUUUUUUCAACAAUACCCCUCCACCGCAAUCUACACCCACCUUGAGAUCCACUCCUCCUGACAUCGCUGAAGAGGAAUUAAACGAAGCUCCUCAAACUGCUAAACCCGGUAAAGGAUUCCGAGCGUUGGUAUCGAAGGUGACUAAAUCGAAGAAAGACAAAGAUAAAGAUAAAUCACCAAUAUUGACUUCAUCUUCAUCUUUUUCGAAAUUGAACUCCAACUCUGUCAGUAGAUCUGAAUCUCACAAUACCGGCAUGAACGUUGGUGGGCCCAGGAUAAGUGGAUGGGCAGGAUUUGAAGAUCCAACUUCACAACCUGAAUUAGGGAAAAAACAGAAAUCAUUACAUUCUUUGUCGUCUGUUCCGAUUGCCUUUAGACCUUUUGCAACUCAUGAGGAUUACGCGAAUGCCGAUAGAGAUAAAAGAAAGGGAAGUAAUGCGAGUAGAACGUCUGAGGCCGCUAGAGAGGCUUCUGCGAAGUUCGCUGAGAGGAGAGGUAGUGCGGCUGGGUUAGCCCUAGGUUUGGCCAGUGAAAGAAGAGGUAGUGCGUCCGCGCUUGGCACCAGUAGUGCUGUUUCUUCCCCUGUCGAAAGAAGAGGUAGCCAUCCUGUGAUUCACAAUCAGGAUAAACCCGAGCAGGGUAGGAGAGGGAGUGAGAAUCGAAAGAUGAUUGGGUUAGGUAUCGGUGCGGUGAAUGAAUUAGAUGAUAAGGAUAAUAACCCAAGACUCAAAGAUCAGAAUGAAAGUCCAGUACUAGGUCAACAGCAAAUCGCCAGUCCACCCACUGCUUAUAAGGAACGAGGACGACCGGAAUUAGAAGGAUUGGCUAUACCAGGAUCAGCGACAUCAUUCAAAACUGCACAUUCUGUGCUAUCGCCUCAAUCAACUUACAAUACUCCUCAGAUGAUUAUACCCAGUCCAGUCAAAUCUGUUUCUAGUCAAUCCAAAGCAACUUCGACUGAAGAUGUGAUUGUACCUAGAAAACCAGUUUCCGAGACUGGUACUCAAACGCCUAUUCCAACUCCUAAAGAACUCGAACUACCUUCUCCUUCUAUACCUAUCAAUGACUUGGUGCCAUUACGAAGACUAUUAGAUCACGCUACGAGCGUAAGAGAAUGUAAGUUGUUGUUAGAUGCGAUUUUGAGUCAGUUUGGUGUACCUCGACAAUUGUCAUCGGACGAUCAGUCUGGUGAAGUGGCGGUGGGUCCUGAAGAUAGAGUCACGGCGUGGUUAUCAGCCGGAAGAGAUGGACCUGUGGGUGAUACUCGACGAGAUGAAGAGGAGAAAGUUGAUAUGACUCCCGUUCGUUCCACUACCAAUCACACUAGCCAGGCUUAUUCUCAGAAGACACAUCAAGGUUCCUCUGGGCAACCACGAAAUUCGGAUAUAUUCAGUGAAGGUGAGAACACAAACACAUUGACAGACUAUGAGACUGAAGGAGAGACAGACAAUGAAACAGGAGUGAUUGUGGCGCGGGUCAACGGGGGAAAGGAAAGAAGACAGAGUAGUCCGGUUAAAUUGGUAAGAACGGGGAAUGAAAUUAUAGUUUGA
This is a messenger RNA of Kwoniella mangroviensis CBS 8507, 3552 nucleotides long. RefSeq lists its product as uncharacterized. The record is from RefSeq and is a predicted model, not a curated record. Bases 1 to 3552 code for a protein of 1183 amino acids. Gene Ontology annotation, molecular function: protein heterodimerization activity. The transcript has 6 exons. Lineage: Eukaryota; Fungi; Basidiomycota; Tremellomycetes; Tremellales; Cryptococcaceae.